Colletotrichum gloeosporioides is the source of this 597-nucleotide messenger RNA. RefSeq lists its product as uncharacterized. The record is from RefSeq and is a predicted model, not a curated record. The transcript is spliced from 2 exons. Bases 1 to 597 code for a protein of 198 amino acids. NCBI's taxonomy places the organism in Eukaryota, Fungi, Ascomycota, Sordariomycetes, Glomerellales, Glomerellaceae.
AUGACAGUGGCAUUCAUCCACGUCGCCCCGUUGAUUACUUCUUCGGCGUUUUUAAUGGGGUCAUUCGCCCAAGGAAUUGCUUUCAGGAGCUUCCAGAAUCCAAAGUUAGGGUCAAAAGCGCGUCGCGAGGUUUUCCUGCAUUGGGUUGAAAUCUUCGCUAGUUUUGCUUGGUCCAUGGCUUUGGUGUUCAUGUUCAACAUUACCUUUAUUGGUCUCAACCUCUAUCUGGAACCUCCGUCUGGCUUGCAAAACGGAGGUGCCCCCCGUUGGCUGUGGGCUGCCGCACUUCUAUGCAGCAUGGGACAUCCCAGACCUCGCGAAGUUACGGCAGCUUUGAUGCGCAUCAGCAGAGGUGGUGAUCAAUCAUACAGUGCAGAGAAGGUGGAAUACUUCUUGCGAGGAUAUCGUCGAGUCAACCUCGAGCAUCUUUUCCUCACAGAUGGUCCCAGCUGGAUUUUCACUGUUGCAGCUGUUACCAAGAAUCUGGGUGUUUGUUGGGGAUGUCAUUCUCAGAAGGCUUCUUUGGCGCUUGGAAUGGUUGCCUUGAUCAUAAGCUGCUAUGUUAGCGUCAGGGGGAUCUUGCGGUCAAAAUCAUAG